AUGGCCAAAGUUAGCAAUUAUAAUAAUAAUAAUAAUAAUAAUAAUAAUAAUAAUAAUAAUAAUAAUAAUAAUAACAAUUAUAAUCAAAACAGCAACAAUAAUAUUAAUUCUAAUAACAAUGAUAAAUUUAAUAAUAGAUUAAAAUGCUUAAAUUGUUGUAGAUUAGGCCACACAAAAGCAAAUUGGUGGAUUAAUAAUAAUAAUAAUAAUAAAGAUAAUAGUUAUAACAAUAAUAAAAUUAAUAAUAUCAGAGAUGAAGAAGAUGUAGAUUUAAAUGGUGAUGACACCUUUAAUGACAGCAAUAAUGAUAAUAGUCCAUCUCGUGGUUCAAUCAAUGCAAUUGGAGAAAACCAAGAAAAGUUAGAGAAACAAAAUCAAAUGGUUAUUAGUGAAAAAGACUGUCAGGAGAAUACAUCGUCAAAAUCAAUAUUCUCAUCCAAUAUAUCAAUAUAUAGAAAAGGUGUUAAAUUCAUUUGGAAUGAUAAAUUAUGCGAAUAUGAAAUUAAUGACAAAACAUAA
Molecule: messenger RNA, 519 nt
Organism: Dictyostelium discoideum AX4
Lineage: Eukaryota; Evosea; Eumycetozoa; Dictyosteliales; Dictyosteliaceae
Exons: 3
Coding region: 1-519 (172 amino acids)
Source: RefSeq, a predicted model, not a curated record